CGGAGUUUUCCAGUGGCAGCUGCUGACUGUACAGCGAACUGCAAGCUGAUGAUGAUGUGGAGGAAAUAACGGAACGCUGUCUCCAUCAGCUUCGGAGGGGAACCGGCGAGAUAAAGCCAGCAGCUGCUCACAGACAUGUCGGUGGAGGUGAGCGCGUCGCCUCUUUAAAGCGGUUUAGACUUCACGGGGAACAGCAGGCUAGCUAGCUAGCGUUAGCUCGGCGCAGUUAACGCUCAGCUGCCGACUCCAGCUGGAGGAAAGAAGAAGAAAAAAGAGGCAAGUUCUGCAGCGAUCAGAUGAGUGGGUGGCUGUGGUCUGAAUGUUAACGCUUGGCCAAUUCACUCUAAAAAAGAUUUGCGACGAUGAGCUAAGCCGAAGCUUUGAUUCAAUCCAGCGCAGAUCAAACGACGGCGGAUGAGAUGGAUCAACUUUGGCGGCGAGACCUCGGCCUGGCAGAGCGGCUGGGGAAUGACUCUCCUGUCGGCUUCGCCCCGGGGCCCCCAGCCACGGUGGCCCCACAGCAAUCCAACACCUCCUGGGUGCCGGAAGCCCCGGUGGUCACGCCAGAAGAGCCAAUUUUCCUCAUGACCGCGACUGCCCAAACUAUCUCUGGGUUUUUCGUCUGGACAGCGCUUCUGAUCACAUGUCACCAGAUCUACAUGCACCUGCGUUACUACAGCUCUCCAAAUGAGCAGAGGCACAUCGUUCGGAUCCUCUUCAUAGUCCCCAUCUAUGCCUUUGACUCCUGGCUCAGCCUUCUGUUUUUCACCAAUGAGGAGUAUUAUGUGUACUUUGACACAGUCCGAGACUGCUACGAAGCCUUUGUCAUCUACAACUUCCUGAGUCUGUGUUACGAGUAUCUCGGAGGAGAGAGCGCCAUCAUGGCUGAGAUCCGAGGGAAACAGAUUGAGUCAAGCUGUGUGUAUGGGACCUGCUGUCUGUGGGGCAGGACGUACUCCAUUGGUUUCCUCAGGUUUUGCAAACAGGCUACUCUCCAGUUCUGCGUGGUAAAGCCCCUGAUGGCAGUGAUCACUGUCAUUCUUCAGGCCUUCGGGAAAUACAGAGAUGGAGACUUCAACGUGGCGAGUGGCUACCUGUACGUGACCAUCAUCUACAACGUCUCCGUCAGCCUGUCGCUCUACGCGCUCUUCCUCUUCUACUUCGCCACGCACGAACUGCUUGUCCCGUACAACCCCAUGCUCAAGUUCUUCAUGGUCAAGUCGGUCAUAUUUCUCUCCUUCUGGCAAGGUGUGCUGCUGGCCAUCCUGGAGAAGUGCGGAGCCAUCCCUCAGAUCAGCUCGGCGGGCUUCUCUGUGGGCGAGGGAACGGUUGCCGCCGGUUACCAAAACUUCAUCGUCUGCAUCGAGAUGUUCUUUGCUGCUGUUGCUCUGCGCCACGCCUUUACUUACAAGGUCUACAUGGAUAAAAGGCUGGACUCGUAUGGCCGCUGUGCCCCAAUGAAGAGCAUCUCCAGCAGCCUGAAGGAGACCAUGAAUCCAGGGGACAUGGUCCAGGAUGCCAUCCACAACUUCUCCCCGGCUUAUCAGCAGUACACCCAGCAGUCCACACUGGAGCGAAGUGGGGGACCGCCCCUCUCCCGCAGCCACAGUAACCUCAGCACCCGCGCGGACAACGAAAAGACCCUGCUGCUCAGCUCUGAUGACGAGUUCUGAGACACAAAGCCACACUCACACUACUCCUGUAGCCCAUGUUGGAUUUGUAUCACUAGUGUCUGACAAAUCUGAUCUUUUUGUUGGUUCCUUAACAUAAGAUUUUCUUCUUUUUUUUUUGACAAUUAGACAAUGAAAAGAUCCGAUUUAUUUCAGACUUAUAAAAACAUAGGUACCAGACUGUGGUAAGGGCUCGAGAGUUUUGACAAAUAAAGAGGAAAUAAAAGAG
Messenger RNA from Cyclopterus lumpus (lumpfish), 1899 nucleotides. Its product is annotated as transmembrane protein 184B. Lineage: Eukaryota; Metazoa; Chordata; Actinopteri; Perciformes; Cyclopteridae. Bases 420 to 1673 code for a protein of 417 amino acids. Gene Ontology annotation, molecular function: transporter activity. The transcript is spliced from 9 exons. The record is from RefSeq and is a predicted model, not a curated record. Gene Ontology annotation, biological process: transport.